This is a messenger RNA of Manacus vitellinus (golden-collared manakin), 1008 nucleotides long. RefSeq names its product src kinase associated phosphoprotein 1 (gene SKAP1). Bases 1 to 1008 code for a protein of 335 amino acids. The transcript is spliced from 11 exons. The record is from RefSeq and is a predicted model, not a curated record. Gene Ontology annotation, molecular function: protein binding. Gene Ontology annotation, cellular component: plasma membrane; cytoplasm. Lineage: Eukaryota; Metazoa; Chordata; Aves; Passeriformes; Pipridae.
AUGAGCGUGAGGUGUUUCCAUCCCGCGGUGGAUGCUGAGGAGUACCUGGCAGAAGGGCUGCAGAACGAGAACCUGAGUGCUGAAGCCAGGGAGCAGAGGGAUGCCAUUCUUCUGGGCAUCCAGAGAGUCAAAGCCAGGUACCACUUGGCUUUUGCACCCCGAGGGGAGGAUCAACAUGAGCCUGGCUUUGGACAGGACAGUUCUGAUGAAAAUCAGAGCUGCAGUUUGGCCCCUUCCAUGACAUCCCUCCCGUCAGACCUGCAGGAGGAUGGGCUGGAGGAGAACCCCCCAAAGCCCAUCCUGGAUACAGGGAACAUCCUGAAACAGGGAUACCUGGAGAAGAGAUCCCGAGAUCACAGCUUUUUUGGGGCAGAGUGGCACAAGAGGUGGUGUGUCCUCAACAGAAAGACCUUCUACUACUAUGCCAACGAGAAAAGCAAGCAACCAAGAGGCACCUUCUCCAUCGAGCACUACAGUGCCCGGCUGGUCUCCCACCUCCGCAAAGAUUCCCGGAAAAAAUGCUGUUUUGAGUUAACCUGCCCUGGCAAACGCACCUACGAGUUCACAGCCCCAAGCCCAGCAGAGGCUGAAGACUGGGUGGACCAGAUCCAGUUCCUCCUCAAGGACCUGAGCUCCCUGACCAUCCCGUACGAGGAGGAGGAGGAGGAGGAGGAAGAGCUCUACAACGACGUGGACAGCUCUGACUCCAUGAACACCUCCCACAACACCACCCUGACCCAGGAGGAGCCCAACCUGGAGCUGGAAGGGGAGGACAUCUACGAGGUCCUGCCAGGAGAUCCCAAACGAGAUUACUCCAAUUAUUACCAGGGCCUUUGGGAUUGCAGGGGGGACCACCCCGACGAGCUCUCCUUCCACCGGGGGGACCUCAUCUACAUCCUCAGCAAGGAAUACGACGUGUACGGCUGGUGGGUGGGAGAGCUCAACGACGAGGUCGGGAUCGUGCCCAGGGAUUACCUGGAAGCCGCCUACGAGCUGGAGGAGCGGUGA